Paramisgurnus dabryanus is the source of this 3689-nucleotide messenger RNA. RefSeq names its product opticin (gene optc). The record is from RefSeq and is a predicted model, not a curated record. Gene Ontology annotation, cellular component: extracellular matrix. Gene Ontology annotation, molecular function: protein binding. Gene Ontology annotation, biological process: bone development; articular cartilage development. Lineage: Eukaryota; Metazoa; Chordata; Actinopteri; Cypriniformes; Cobitidae.
AAACCUGGGUCAGUUAUUCAUUGCUCAACACACUGUUUCACCUUCAAACCACUGUUCCCGCUCAGUCCAUGGUCGUUCACACCCAAACAUCAAAGAUGUCGCUGUACCGUACCUUUCUAGUUUUGACCCUGAUGGGCUUCAGUCAAAGUGCCCCUCCAGUAGAGUCGGACCCAUAUGACCUGGAAAACUACGAUGUGGAUGCAGACACGUGGGACCUAAAUACAUACGGAGAGACCUAUAUUUAUGAUGACCUGGAUGAGGAGAUUGAGGUUGUGACGUCGGCCCCGCCCCCUGCUGUCACUCAGACAUCUGCUGUAGUUUAUCUGGAGGAAGUUACACUGCCACCCCGAUCAACAAAAUCACCUGCCCCUUCCACCCUAGACUUCCGUGCACCGGGACUAUUUGGACCUGACACGGGCUUGGGACUGCCUUCCUGUCUGUUGUGUGUGUGUAUCAGUGGCAGUGUGUACUGCGAUGACUCAGAGCUCACUCAGAUUCCUCCUCUCCCCAAAGACACCACACACUUCUACGCUCGCUUCAACAAGAUCACUGAAGUCAAGGCCCAAGAUUUCAUCAAUCUCAAUAAGCUGAAGAGAAUUGACCUAAGUGGAAACCUGAUUAGUAAAGUGGAUGAGGAUGCUUUCCGUUCACUGUCUCAUCUCCAGGAUCUUCUUUUGGCUGACAACAACAUCCAGGUCCUGCCAGAACUCCCGGCCAGCCUGAAACACAUCGAUGUCCAGAAUAACCAGCUGAGGAGUUCAGGCAUGCAUGCUGAGGCCUUUAAGGAAAUGAAGGAACUGCAGUUUUUGUAUCUGUCUAAUAAUAAGUUAGACUACAUUCCUGUACCGUUACCCGAAAGCUUAAGAGUGCUUCACCUGCAGAACAACAAUAUUCAGAGCAUAAGCCAAGACACUUUCUGUAACAGCCACGACAUGAGCUACAUACGAAAAGCCCUGGAAGACAUUAGGAUUGACGGCAACCCUGUAGACAUCAAUCUCUAUGCCCAAGCUUACGUCUGCUUACCACGUAUACCUGUUGGCACUCCGGUUUAGUAGAAAAUGUCCUAGUUUUCUAUUUUGUGUGUGUGUGUGUGUGUGUGUGUGUGUGUGUGUGUGUGUGUGUGUGUGUGUGUGUGUGUGUUACUGUCCUCUGUAAAAUAAUUACUUCAGUUAGCAUUUGUAUGCCUACAUUGAAAUGUUCAGUAGGUUGAGUAUUAAGGCAAAUUUGCACAGGAAGUACUAAGGUGCACAUAUUAUCUACACUUAUUUUGAUGCAGUGUCCUUUAUCACCACAAAGUGGCGCCCUUUACCACUUCGUACAGUCUGUGUUAACAACUGCAUUUCUAUACAUGCUUCCUUUUAAAGGUGCAAGUGUCAUUUAAUCUCAGAUUGAUGCUAAUUUAAACUGAUAAUGGCCUGUUUUUAUUAAUGAUAUUGCAUGUGUGCUUGUUGAUCCUUUCAUUCUCUUUCAUUCUCAUUCAUCAGUUUUCAGAUGCAGUGACAAUUUAUCUACAUCUAUAUUUAAAUCAAUUCUUUCAUGUAGCACACGUUACUUAGCAACUGUCAAAUAUUUAUAGUUUGACAUUUAACCGUGUGCACAAUGUAAAGAUAUUUCUAGAUUAUAUGCACUGGAUGUUAAGACACAACAAGUUUAAUCCUAAACAGGUUUUCAGACACCAAAACAUUGGAUGAUCAGGGGUUUUGGUGCAUCACCUGAAAAUGUGCUUAUUUUGAGUGUUUAUUCUACAUUAUUACGCUUACACAGCUACUUGCCACAUGAGUAAAUAAAAGUACAUGAAGUAAAUUGAUUUGUAAUAUUUUAUUUUAACUUAUUUGUUACUUAUUCAGACAAAAACACACUGUGGAGUGAUGCAUUAAACAUAUAGUAUCUAUGAUAACUCACAGCAGUGUGUUAUCAGUUUCAGGCAGUUGUUUCGGUAUAACAGACCUUGAAAUAAUGCAACUGACCAAUCAGAAUCAAGUAUUCCAGAGCACCAUGUAAUUCGCACCACUAAUCUCUCCCUCUCAUUUUUUCGGCCCCAUUCUCCUCACUGAAUAAUCCUGACAUUGUUAUUCGCUUAAUGUUUAUUUGCACAUGGGCUCAUACCAACCUCCACCCCUUUUCGCAUCGCAUCUGACUCUCUGCUAAAUGUCUAAAUGUAAAUGCCUACAUUUUUUAACCUCUUUCAUGCAUGCAGUGACUCACUCGAUGAAUUAAGAUGACAUAAAACUUGAGUGAUUCGGUGUUGGAAGGCAGAACACCACCAGUGACUAAUUGGUACAUGGAAAGGUUGCGUGUUUGAGAUGAGGAUGCAACAAAAUAAAAUGCUUUGUAAACAAUCAUUUCUAAAUAUGCAGGGUUCGUGCACCUGCUCCGAUGCACAGGAAUCUAGGUCUCUCUCUCUCUCUCUCUCUCUCUCUCUCUCUCUCUCUCUCUCUCUCUCUCUCUCUCUCUCUCUCUCUCUCUCUCUCUCUCUCUCUCUCUCUCUCUCUCUGUGCGGGGUCUGUGAAGGUGACCUUGCAUUCUGGCUGAGCUCAUCCAUUGAUCUCAUCGCUGAAAAACCAACGGGCUUCCCUCCCACAUGAUUCAGGAAAGGGAGGGGCUGUAGAUAGGUGCAUAGGCUGUGGGGGGGGUUUUCAGCAGUGUGUGUACAGUAUCUAAGGAGGUAGCAGGUGAUAAGAGGGGCUAAGGAAAAACAAAUGUUUAAAACAUGCAUCCAUCGUCUUUUUAACAAGCCCUGUCACCCAGAGCCGUCAAAAAACAAAGAGCACAUACAUCUCGAAGAUUAAAAAGCUUCCUCCCGCAUGCAAACUAACUGACUCUAUUGUUGUGAUAUCAAAUUACUAGGUGACUGGUUAGUGUACUGUCAAGCUUGGACUUGCUGACACUGUUAGUAAAAUUAAACAAUUUCUAAGUAAAUAGAAAUGUCUGUCAAGCAAGAUUUUCAAAGCGAGAUGUUAAGUGAAUAAUGUCUUUUUCGGCCUAAAAAUAACACUAUCGUAUGUGGUGUUUAUUUAAACUGCAAAUUUUGAACAUCAAAAGAGAUCAAUUUUAGGUUAACUACCCCUUGAAAUUCAAUCGCUCGCGAUCAAAUCAUGGACAAGUCCUCCCUCAUAUUUAAAAUGUCUGAAUAAUAACUGGCUGUGACUGUUAUGGCUCUAAUCAGCAUAAAGACAAAAGUCACAGAGACUUCAAAGCAGAAUGGUUUUUACUGCAGGGUAGGGUGACAUUUGUGCCUUAGCAGGGAGAGGAGGGAGAAAGAAAGAUUAAAAGUUAAAGUAAGAAAUAUGAACAGAGACGAAGAGAGAGAGAGAGAGAGAGAGAGAGAGAGAGAGAGAGAGAGUGUAGUGAGCGAUGGCUACUGCAGGCAAAAACACUGGGGGUUGGAGUGGGUGUGUGAUCAAUAAAUGAGCGUUCUGUGGACAAAGUGAGAGAGAGAGAGAGAGAGAGAGAGAGAGAGAGAGAGAGAGAGAGAGAGAGAGAAAGAAUUUAGUGAAUUAAAUCACUCCACACUAUACCAGUAGUUUACUGAAAUGUGCCGGAGAAAUGGAGAAGGAAAUAAAUUCGGGGGCCAUUUUCUUUACACCACACUGUGUUUUUUAUGGGAGUGCUGCAGUAGAUGAAAGCACUCAUCAUUUGUACCUUUGAUACGCUGUACAUUCAUUAUGACUGAAUCUGAGCCUAUUGGU